AAUAAUAAACCAGCAAAGGGCAGCGUGUUCAGAGCUAUGGCACUAAUGAUACAAGGAGCACAUGAACGGGAACACCGAGGAAACGGGAUGUCUGGGAGGGCCUUGGAGAAGAGAACAUCCGAGUCAGCCAUGACCUCACACAGCUGACUUCAGCCUCAACUUCACCUCCCUCCUUCCAUGCACCCUUCCUUCAGCAGCUUCAGUAUAGAUGAAUAAACACUAUAUCAGUAGUCACAUCACACAGUCUAACCAAUGACAGCAGUGCGUGGUAGUGAACGGCGGCCCCAGCUAUGUUCUACCUGCUGCUGGACUUAAUAACGUUUUUAUUGUGUGGAUGUCCAGCAGGGCAGGAUCGGGGUCAGAGGUCAGAGGUCAGCUUCAGCUGCUUAAGGGUUCGUGUUCAUGUUAACCUUGGGCUGAGAUCAGCUUGUGUCCUCCUGCAGGGCGGGACAACGGCGGCAGAAAUGCAGGACGCACGCCACCCGCAGACGCUGGGCUCAGACACAUCUGUGUGCGUGUAUGUUUGUGUGUGUCUGCAUCCUGCCUGUGUGUGUGGAUCUGCGUGUGUGUGUGUGUGUGUGUGUGUGUGUGUGUGUGUGUGUGUGUGUGAUGUUAAUCCUCUGUGACAGCAGAUCAGCAUAAAACACACUCUGUGACUGAAAACAAAAAGACAGGGGAACACACACACACACACACACACACACACACACACACACACACACAGCUGAGGACAACCCGGAGGAGAUGGAGUUCACUGAGGGAGGAGCCCCAAAGUAUUCAUGGUGUCAUACAUUGAAAUGCUGGAGCCCCGCCUCCUGCUGAUCGUCACACAAACCAUGAGCCAAAGAUCAAAGUAUCAUUUUUGUUGACUCUAUGAGUAAAAUCAUGGGAGCUUUCAUUUCACUGCUCCUCACGCUCCUCUGAGGAAACAUACGGCGCCUCCGAGAGAGGAGCAAGGAGGAGGGAGGAGACGGAAACAAAGUGUGAGCAAACAAAAAGAGACGGAAAGCAGCAGAGCAGCAAAAACAGAGAGAAGGAGGAGAAGGAGGAGGAGCAGGGAGAGAGAGAGAGAGAGGGGAGGGUUAAUCCAGAGUGGAGGAGGAGGAGGAGGAGGAGAGGUGGAGCUGGGAAAGCACCAGAAGCGACAGACGAAGCUCACAUCUGAGCCGAGCGCAGUCAAGAGACAGAGGCAGCAGCGACUGACACACACACCUGCACAUACACACAGCAACAUCUGUGAGGGAGCGCGCUCAGUCCAGCCAGAGACAGCGCAGGGCAGCAGCGGAGCGGGGUGGUGGACGAGUGUGGAGCAGACGGGAUGCCGACCUCACUGCAAGUCUGAUCCUGGGAUCAAACUGAGGCGCUCGCCAUCGUCACGGCAGCAGAGACUGAGUGAGGAAAGGAAAUUCUCAGAGCGAGCGGAGCCGGAGCAGGACGCCCACGGAGCAGAUAUGGGAUGAAAGGAGGAGACAGGAAGUGAUUUCUGACUUUUCUGUGUGAUAAAUCAGACGACAGGGACAGGUGUUCUGACAUCGCAGCACACCUGGAUCACUGACAGAGGGGAGUCUGUACUGGGACACCUCCACCUCUCAUAACCCAUUUAGCCCCGUCUCCUCUCCUGGCGUCUGCCCGGUUGGCAGGUGGACAACAUUAACAGAGUUAGACCAAACAAACAGCCUGGAGGCACACCGAGCGCGCUCCACAGCCACGCUCCGAGAGGAGACGAUGAGAGGCUCAGAGUGAAGGACGCGCACGCUCUACAGGCUCGUACACCAUGAGCGACAACAACAAGCUUCUUCCGCCUGCUCUGUGUUUACAUGUCGACUAUGUUACGCCAAAAUGAGAUGAAUCGCGACACACGAAGGAUGUGAACAGCAAACUGAGGCUCUUUCAAAGUAAGGGACACACGCUGGUGGCAUCAUGUCGCACGUCGGUGGUCACACAGAAUUCCUGCAGGGUGUGGACUCUCCAGCGGCGUGGCGGGCUGCCGUGCUGCUGUUGGUGUGUCUGCAGCUGCACCGGCCCAGCCCUGUCCACGCUGCCGUCAGCUUGUCUCGGGGCUCCUAUCGGGCGGACGGCUGCAUCUGCGCCUCAGACAUCCUCAGCUGCACCGCCCUGGCUCUGAGGCACAUUCCCGGAGAAAUGCCAGUUUCCACCGUCACCCUGGACCUCAGCCACAACCACAUCACGCAGCUGGAGGAUGGCACCUUCCAAGGACUUCCUCAACUGGAGACAUUACGUUUGGCCCACAACCAGCUUACAGCGAUCCUGCCGGGAGCGUUCAGAAACUUGUCCGGGGUUCUGCUACGAAACCUGGACCUGUCAUCCAAUCAUCUUUGUGUUCUGGAGGAGCAUUACUUCCAGGAGCUAUCAGGGUUGGAGGAGCUGCUGCUGUUUAAUAACCGGAUCUCGCGGGUGGAGGGCAGACCUCUGGCUGGACUGACAAACUUGCGCAAGGCUUAUCUCAGCCACAACCGCCUCACCGACUUCCCCUUCUUUUCCAUUCAGAAGCACAGCCACCCCCACCUGUCAUUGCUGGACCUGUCCUCAAACCGCCUGUCCAAACUGCCCCUGGAGGACAUUUUGGCCCUGCCCCAUUCGCUGCAGAAGGGGCUCUACCUGCACAACAACUCGCUGUGGUGCGAGUGCCCCAUGUACAGCCUGUUCCGGUCCUGGGAGCAGCAAGAGUUUGAGUCGCUGCUUUUCUUCAGGCAGGAGCACAUCUGUCUGGUUUACGGGAACCCGAGAGGCACUGUGCGCUUCCUCCAGCAUGGACGCUACCUGGAGAAGUGCAACCUGAGUGCCGUGACCCAGAAGAGCAGUGUUAACGUGACGGCAGGGAAAGCGCUGCUGUUGCACUGUGCCACUACUCUCUCCGGCCACGCCGUCACCUUCCUCUGGGUGUCGCCAAGCUUGGAGUCAGUGCUGCCGCCGGGGAAUAACGGGUCCUUAAAGAUGUUCUCCAACGGUAGCCUGGAGAUCGUGGCGGCACGCGAGAAGGACACCGGGAUCUACUGGUGCCUGGCGGAGGACCGGCAGCAUCACCGCAACGAGACGUGGGAGGUCAACGUCACGGUGUUGGCGGAUGCCAACGACCCCCAGGAGCCGUUCAACACGGGCUUCACCACCCUCCUAGGCUGCGUGGUGAGCCUGGUGCUGGUGCUCAUGUACCUGUACCUGACGCCUUGCCGCUGCCCUCCCUGCCUGAAAGCCCCGCCCCCGGCCACGGCCACCCCAAGCCUGGGAAACGAGGCUGGGGUGGGCAGCGCCCAGUCCUCCAUCCUCACCCCCACACCGCCGGCCAGCACGGAGGGCCCGGGUCGCAAGAUAUUCUUCUCCGUCCGGGCCACGCGGCCUCCUUCCAGCCUCAUUUCCACGCUGACACAUGACCACAGGAAGGACAGGAAGCACGCUUCAGAGCAGCGACACGCAUGUACUCGCAGAUGCACCGACGAGCGACUCAUCUGAGGGUCUUGAAUCCCGUGUUUAGAUG
Oreochromis niloticus (Nile tilapia) is the source of this 3493-nucleotide messenger RNA. RefSeq names its product adhesion molecule with Ig-like domain 3 (gene amigo3). Gene Ontology annotation, biological process: brain development. Gene Ontology annotation, cellular component: membrane. Gene Ontology annotation, molecular function: protein binding. The coding region runs from base 1921 to 3468 and encodes 515 amino acids. The record is from RefSeq and is a predicted model, not a curated record. The transcript has 2 exons. NCBI's taxonomy places the organism in Eukaryota, Metazoa, Chordata, Actinopteri, Cichliformes, Cichlidae.